Molecule: messenger RNA, 2449 nt
Organism: Bacillus rossius redtenbacheri
Lineage: Eukaryota; Metazoa; Arthropoda; Insecta; Phasmatodea; Bacillidae
Product: protein commissureless 2 homolog
Exons: 2
Coding region: 325-807 (160 amino acids)
Biological process (GO): axon guidance
Source: RefSeq, a predicted model, not a curated record
AGGGAGGGGGAGGGGGGAGAAGGGAGCAGACGUGAGUCACACCGGGCGCGGGUAAACACCGAGCGCGCGACGGGAAGUCGAGUCAGUUCAGUAGUCGGCGGCGCAGCGCGCAGCGAGGAGUGAAACGUCGUUCGGCGGCUCGGUGAUUUGAACGCACUUCCAGACGGUUAACCUCCCUUGCGCGCGUGGAGGGGAGCGAGGGGUGGGGUUAGGGGGAUCGAGUGUGAAGUCCCCCGCCAUGUUCGCGCUCCGGACGGACGCCGUGGACCGCGCUCGUCCGCCGGCGAGUAUACCGACGACGACGCAGGCGCUCUGACGACGGCGAUGGAGCCGCGCGGGGAGGUGAACGCGACGGUGGUGGUGAAGCAGCUGGUGGCGCCGGGCGUCGAGCAGAGCUACGACGAGUUCCUCGCCGACGUGUGGGUGGGAGUUGUGCUGACGCUGAUGGUGCUGAGCUGCGUGUGCUGCGUGUGCUCCUGCCUGCUCUACCACAAGUUCAUGCAGUGGAAGCGACGAGUGCUCGUGAACCGCGCGCGGGCGGCGCGCGCCAUGGAGGCCGGGGACCGCGACGAGGAGUCCCUGCCGAGCUACACCCUGGUGUCCGGCCUGCCGUCCUACGACGAGGCCCUCGAGCAGCUGCGCGCGGUGCGCGAGCAGUGCAAGAUGGCCGCCAGGGCGCCGGAGAAGAAGGGAGGCGCGCCGCAGCAGCACCAGCAACACCAGCAGCAACCACCGCCGCCGACCACGACGCUGCGCCUCUCCGUCGCCGAGUUCCUCAGGACUUACAAGACCUACCCUCCCCUGUGAUCGUGACGAGGCUGGCUGCCGUCAGCGGUCCUGCGCCCGACUGUCUUUGUCGUCGGGAGACGCCAACACUGCGCGCGAGUCCACGGAGGAGUACAGAUUGUUCCGACCUACGGCCGGCAUUCUCACGGUCCUAUCAGGGUAGGGUGGGAGAAAUUUCCAGUUCGUUUGUACAUUCCAGAGCAAUAAAUUUAAACAUAACUGCUAGGGAUCGCUCCCUCUUUUUUUUUUUUUAUCGGGAAGGUACUAGAGCUUCAGCAAUGACCAGCGGCUAGGGCCACCAACCCAGCAUAGUCACCGCCUCAGCCCCCGUACCUCGCUCAGAUGACCAGACAGUUAGUUGGCCUAAGACUUUAUCAGCACUGCUGGCGCCUACCCCGAUCUCCCACAUCACACUGGGACCCCUUCAAAACACCCAGUGAACCCGGAGGAGUACAGGAGCACAAACACAUCAUUCGUGCCAACCCCCAGAACUGAACUGUCACGUUAAUGAUAACCACAUAAAACUAUAUGCUCUUCGCGAAGCAAACAUUUCUAAUUAAAACUCAUGGAAAGGCCUUAUUUGUUAGUCAUGGCUACAAAAAAAACGCUGGACGCUUUUAAUAGGCGAAUAACGACAAGAAAGAGAAACUGGAGGAACCCUGAGGCAGUCAGCCUGUAUCCCCCCCCUCCUCCCCUCCGAAAUUGAAACUCUUCCAGCGCCUCAGUGUGUGACUAUGAGAGACACAGAUGGGAAUCAUACAAAAACAAAUUUGGUAGUGUGUGCGAAGUGCAAACUUAUCAUCUUAUACAUAUGAUUUUGUUACCAGCGAAUUUUAAAAUCAUAUGUUGGACAUCACAAAUUUUGCUAUGGUUAUAAAAUUCUUGAUACGUAUUAUGAAACUUGAAUAAUUAUUUGAAUGAAAAUAACGAUUAAGACAAUGUUACAUAAUUGUUUUAUUGAAUAACGACAUUAUGUAAACAAUUUUAUAACUGUUAUUCGUUAGGUCUUACAUACAUUGUCCUGUAUUCUCUUCUGCCGAUUAUAUUAUAUUGAUUUUUUUAAUCUAUAUAAAAAGUACAUGGCUUGAUAAUGGAAAAUGAUUCGUGUAUGACAUAGUAAACCAAGUAUGAAAGUUUGUAAGUGGGUUUCUUUAGAAUGCUGAGUUCGUCUAUUUACCUGAAUAAGUUGUGUGCCUCUGAGCAAUUACAUCAAACUUAUGUUCAGCCCGCAUUUGUGGUAAAGUGUUUGCAACAAAAUAUUUUCAAUUAAGUAAAGCCGAAUCAAUUUAAAGUGUAGGUACAUGAAUAUGUUAUUUUUAACAUAUUAUAUACAUUUGGUUGAGCUUUAGCAAGGUGAUAUUAAUUUUGCAGACUUUAAUGUUCUUGUAGAAAUGUAAAAUUGGAUUAAGUCAGUUCAUUUUGUAUUAUACACUUCACAUACUGUGGUAAAAUCAAACUCAACAGCCAUUCGUUGAGUUGCUAGAUUUCUAAUCACCCAAGAAAUCUAUGUUUUCUAGUGACAGAGUAUUGCAAAUAUUCAACAUAAACAUUUGUAAUUAAUAUCGAGUUCAUACUCUGUACUUACUAUGGUACGUACAUGUUGUUUCUUUUCAAUUAUAUUGUCUCUUUUCUGACGAGAAAAUAAAUUGAUGAAAAAUGUUAA